AACAAUGAAAUUGGGUAUAUCUAUGCCCGAAACAUUAGGGCUUUUGGACAGAGAUAGCGAGAAAGAAUGGCGACGCUCACGCAGCAAAAGAGUUUGAUCCAUGGCCUCCCCGAUCAUCUGGUACGCGAUGAAAUCCUCACAAGGGCGAGCUCGUGGUGGGAUUGCCGCUCCAUUCGAGCGGUGAGCAAGGGCUGGAGAGGCGCAUUGCAGCUGGAAUCCGAUUGCCCCAAGAAGAUGUUCGCGGCGAUCCAUAGAAUUCCCUCUCCGGAAUCACAAUCGGCGCUGGAAUUCGCGGUCUCGGUGUAUGAUCCAGAGCUGGGGAGCUGGGAGCAAUUGCCGCCAAUUCCUGGUGUCCCUGGCGGCGUGCCCAUGUCGGCGCGAUGCAUUUGCGUGGAGGGCAAGCUCUUUGUUCUCGGCGGUAGGGCUCUUCCCAGCUUGGAGUUUCUUGACAGCGUCUUCGCGAUGGAUUUGCGAGCGUACAAGCGGCGAUGGAUUCGCUGCGCUGGUAUGCGCCAGGCGAGGGCUGGAUUCGCGUGCCUGGCCUGGAAGGACAAGAUUAUCGUCGCCGGCGGCCAGGGUGGCGACGACGAUCGAUUGGCGCUCUCUUCCGUGGAGGCCUACUCGAUCGACAGGGAUUGCUGGAACGAUCUGCCGGAGCUGGAGAUCCCCCGGGCGGAUUGCACAGGGGCGGUGAUCGAGAAUGGGAUCAUGUGCGUGGUCGGCGGGUUCACGCUCCUCCCCUGCGAUCACGGGGAUCAGCAGAUAUGGCUGAAUUGCAUGGAGGUUUUGGAGAUUGGGAGGCGCGAUUGCCGGUGGGAGACCGUGGAUUCCGGCAGCAGCAACAGGGAUGUGCUCCAGUCGUGCGUGAUCUCCUCGGGCGUGCUCCAUAGGGCUCCUCACCCGGCGGCGAUGGAGAGGAUGCUGGGUCGGUGUGAGCGGCGGUGGUGGACGGCUGUGAAUGGGAGGAUUUGCUGCCCCGCUGGGAGGCCGCCAUCGUCUAGCUCGGAUUGCGAGGAUGAGGAGGAGGAAGGAGAGGAUUUGCUGCUCAUGGGGAUUGGAGAGGGCAGUGACGAGUACGUGACCCGGUGCUGCCAAAUCGUGGAUGAUCAUCGCCGGACGUCGACUUCGUUGUGUCGGGCAAAGAUUGCCAAGAACAAACGAAUUUGGGAAGAGAUUGAGAUGCCGUUUGAGCUACUUCCAACGGUCUCUUGCUGUUCCAUCACGCUCUAGAAGUACAGGGGAAAGAAUAUCCUUUACCAUUUUCUAAAUCUAAAUCAGAGCUUUGUUAACAAUGCUUGAAUGCUUGAUUAAAAUGCUUGAAUCAAAGCUGAAUUUUACAACUGGUAUACCAUAACCUUGUCCCAAAUUGCUAUAAGAGCAAUCAAAAUGAUUGUCAUAUUAGGCA
Selaginella moellendorffii is the source of this 1405-nucleotide messenger RNA. Its product is annotated as F-box/kelch-repeat protein At1g80440. The transcript has a single exon. Gene Ontology annotation, molecular function: protein binding. NCBI's taxonomy places the organism in Eukaryota, Viridiplantae, Streptophyta, Lycopodiopsida, Selaginellales, Selaginellaceae. The record is from RefSeq and is a predicted model, not a curated record. Gene Ontology annotation, biological process: negative regulation of cytokinin-activated signaling pathway; regulation of phenylpropanoid metabolic process. Bases 67 to 1230 code for a protein of 387 amino acids.